This is a messenger RNA of Scomber japonicus (chub mackerel), 3051 nucleotides long. It is a transcript of the gene kif19, whose product is annotated as kinesin family member 19. The coding region runs from base 1 to 3051 and encodes 1016 amino acids. The record is from RefSeq and is a predicted model, not a curated record. Lineage: Eukaryota; Metazoa; Chordata; Actinopteri; Scombriformes; Scombridae. The transcript has 20 exons. Gene Ontology annotation, molecular function: microtubule binding; ATP binding; microtubule motor activity. Gene Ontology annotation, biological process: microtubule-based movement.
AUGAAGGACACGGGAGAAUCAAAGGACCACCAACUAACUGUUGCCUUGAGAAUCCGACCCCUCAGUGAUGCUGAGCAGGAGGAGGCAGCGACGAUCGUGGCCCAUAGAGUGGACGACCAGAUGGUGGUUCUGAUGGACCCCAUGGAGGAUCCGGACGACAUCCUGCGUGCCAACCGCUCUAGGGAGAAGACUUACAUGUUUGACGUGGCGUUCGACUUCUCAGCCAGUCAGGAUGAGGUGUACCGAGCUACAACCAAAGGGCUGAUUGAGGGCCUCAUAUCAGGCUACAAUGCCACUGUGUUUGCCUAUGGACCCACAGGUUGUGGGAAGACAUACACCAUGUUGGGGACAGACAAGGAGCCAGGCAUCUACGUCCGAACCCUGAACGACUUGUUCCGUGCCAUUGAGGAGACCAGUGACGACAUGCUUUAUAGCGUCUCGAUGUCCUAUCUGGAGAUCUACAAUGAGAUGAUCCGUGACCUGCUGAAUCCAUCCUCAGGCUUUUUGGACCUAAGAGAAGACUCUAAGGGAGUGAUUCAGGUUGCUGGCAUUACUGAGGUGUCUACCAUCAAUGCCCAAGAGAUCAUGGAGUUGCUAAUGAAGGGCAACAAACAGCGUACCCAGGAGCCAACAGCUGCCAAUCAGACAUCUUCUCGCUCCCAUGCUGUGCUCCAAGUAGCCGUCAAACAGCAGAGCCGCUGCCGAGAUGUCCUGCAGGAGGUCCGCUUUGCACGCCUCUUCAUGAUUGACCUUGCCGGCUCUGAACGAGCAGCACAGACUCAGAAUAGGGGUCAGCGCUUGAAAGAAGGGGCCCACAUCAAUCGCUCCCUCCUGGCUUUGGGCAACUGCAUCAACGCCCUGAGUGACAAAAAUGGCACAAAGUAUGUCAACUAUCGAGACAGCAAGCUGACACGCCUAUUGAAGGACUCACUGGGAGGGAACAGCCGAACAGUCAUGAUAGCCCAUAUUAGUCCUGCCUCGGUGGCUUUUGAGGAGUCCCGUAACACGCUGGCAUACGCUGACCGUGCCAAAAGUAUUAGAACACGGGUAAAAAAGAACCUGAUAAAUGUGUCAUACCACAUUGCUCAGUACACCAACAUAAUCUCAGAUCUGCGCUGCGAGAUCCAGCGGCUCAAAAAGAAGAUUGCAGAUCAGGCAAGCCGCCAACCCAACUCAGACAAGGCUGACAUCCGCCACGUCCAGGCCGAGGUCCAGGCUCACUCCAGCCACCAGAGUCGAGCAGAGAUGGACCAUUUGAGGGAGCAGCUGCUGGAUGCGUUCCGGAAACAGAUGGAGAUCAGGAAGAGCCUGAUGGAGCUGGAAAACAGCAACAUGGAGAUCCAGAUCGACACCUCCAAACAUCUGCUAACUAUUGCAGACUGGGAACAGGAGCGGAGUAGGCGCAGGAGGAAGUGGCGGGCAGAAAGGAGAAAGGAAAGUGUGAAUAAGGACGAAAGCGAGAAGGACUCUGACUCCCCGGAGUCUCCCCCUGACAGCACUGAGACCCAGGAGGUGGCGAUGGCCAGAGAAAACCUGGUUACACUCAUGACUGAACAGAAAAAGAUCCACAAACAGAAGGCAUCGCUUGAGCGUAGGUUCCUAGAGCUUCAGGAUCGGGCCCGGCGCUUGGAGGAGCUGCUGCCUCGGAGGGUGAGCUCAGAGGAGCAGCGCGAGGUCCUGGGCCUCCUCUGCAAGGUCCAUGAGCUGGAGAUCGAGAAUGCUGAGAUGCAGUCUCACGCGCUACUCAAGGACAACGUCAUCCGACAGAAAAACUUUGUUGUGCAGCGUUUCGAGCAGUACAGACACCUGUGUGACGAGAUCAUACAGCAGCAGAGGCAGUUCAUUGAUGACCACAGUCUGCUAGUACCUCCCCACCUCCAGGAGCUCUAUGAUAUGUACAUGAGGGAGCUCGAUGAGAGGAAACUGGACAGAGCCAUGGCCCUGGAUAAGGUGACAACAAGACAUACCAUCAAGGAGGGCUCUCUACCCAAGAUCACCCUGCCUGGCCACGGUCGUGACAACAUGCAGGACAUGGACUCAGACCAAGAGAGCGUACGCAACAUGUGCUCCGACAACAGACGAGGCCAAGCCAAAAUCCGUAGACACACAUUGCCCCCCAUUCUGCCUGAGCCUGAGCUGGACAGUAACAGAGUUUUUAAGAGCAGCCCUCAUGCCAGGCAGAUGAAAAACUCAGCUGUAAUGACCCCGCCUCCCAUCCACAUCAACGGAAAGGGCAAUAGAGAGCUGCAGCAGCUGGCUCCUGAGAGCUCUCUGAGUUACAGCCAUCUCAGCCACAGUGUCAGCAGCCACCUGGACUCAUCACCUGAGAGCAGCGAGGCAGGGGCUGAUAUCCCCUUGUCACGAAGUGAGAGACAGCAGAUCCUAAAGGGCGUCCAGAGCAUUGUGGUGAAGGCAGCCCGAAGGCGCUCCAAAGCCCUAGAGCUGGAUGCCUUGCGGUUGCCCCCACCUCCCUCUCCUUUGGACCCUAAGAAGCAAAAGAGCAGCCUGUCUUUAAGUGAGGCACCUCCUAGAGGUUUGCCAAUGCGGCGUGGGAGGCAGCCUAGCCCUGAGCUCAGACACGCCACCUCAGAUGAUAACCUGUCCAGCAGCACUGGUGAGGGGCCCAGUCUGCAGGUGACUUGGACACGACCACGUAACCGUCAGGUCGCCACCAAGAACCAAACCCCCCGUGAAGUUGACUUUGAGGCUCGCCGCAAGAAGAGGCGUUCACGCUCUUUUGAGGUUACUGGUCAAGCACUGCCUCAAACCAAGACCACCACAGCUCAGAGGUUCCGACCUCUGGACAGCACAUCUGACCCCCACCUCCACAUCAAUGGUCAGCCCCAGGCCCCCAUGCUUCGCCCUCAGUACAGAGGGGUCCCUCCUCUUGCCAAAGUCAGGGCACCCUAUAACAGCCAGCAAACAGGUUCAAAUGCAGAGUCCACGGCCCACAUGAAUAACCUGAAGCGAGGGCCCCAGCUGCGGCAGCCCCAGCCCCUCCUCUACAUCACCACCACAGGCACUGGGGGCCAGCGCAUACGCAGACACUGA